This is a messenger RNA of Bicyclus anynana (squinting bush brown), 1319 nucleotides long. Its product is annotated as probable RNA-binding protein 18. The transcript is spliced from 4 exons. The coding region runs from base 214 to 798 and encodes 194 amino acids. The record is from RefSeq and is a predicted model, not a curated record. NCBI's taxonomy places the organism in Eukaryota, Metazoa, Arthropoda, Insecta, Lepidoptera, Nymphalidae. Gene Ontology annotation, molecular function: RNA binding.
CUGUGGUUGUCUUUGUCUGUGGUUUGGAUGAAUCGAUUCUAAUUUUACUGUGAUUUUACAUUAAAAUUUGUGUUUGUGAAGAAAAUUCAAAUUUAUUAUGUAUUAAGAGGUCAUCACGAGUUUGUAAAUAUGUGACAAGUUAUUUCAUACAAAUUGACGCCUGACUCUGGACGCCAUUGAAUACUGUAACGCUUUACCAGAGUACGAACAACAAUGGAAAUCUCCUCGCUCCCCUUGCAUCUGGAUCCUAUACAGCAAGCAGAACGAUGUGACAAAAGGCUUUGGAUUGGAAAUUUGGACCUGCGUGUUAAUGAGUAUCAAUUACUGAAAAUGGUCCGCGUGUAUGGCAACAUCGAGAAGUUUGACAUGCUGUUCCACCGCAGCGGGCCCAACGCUGGCCAGCCACGGGGCUUCGCCUUCGUCACCUACAAGCUGAAGCAGGAUGCUAUCAAUGCUAUGAACUCCUUGAAUGGUCAACUUUUGGGCUCAAAGAGGAUAUGCGUUAAAUUUGCCAAAAAUACUUCAGACGAUCAAGACAAACCAAAGCCAGAGCUUGGCAUUGCAGCCCUCAGUGGUGUCAAACCAGAGUUAAAAUUGAGCAAAAAGACUGCCAUCCAGUCUAUUGAAGCCAAGCUCAAGAUGAUGGAAAACAUGAAAGCAGGAGACGACUUUGUCGUCAACAAACUAGCUGCCAACGAAACACCCAUCAUCACUCAAUAUCAGACAAAACACCAUCAGCCCCCAAAUAAAACGAUAAGUUCGUUUAAAAGAAGACAUCCUUACCAUAAGAAAAGAUAAUUAGUAAAAUUUAAUUUAUAAGAUAAUAAUUAAUAAAAUGAUAAGUAUAUAUUUUCAUAUUAAAUAGGUUGCAGCUUUUGGUCAUAUUUGGUCACAGUCUGGUUUAAGUAAUAUGUUAUUUCUAUUUUCUAAUGCUCGAAUUUUGCUUGAAUUUAAUGAAGCAUAUGUUUUUCUAUGGCUCGAUCCUAAAGGCAAUUUUUUUUUAAUAUUUCCCUAAAUACUGAAAUGUUCAACAAUUAGAAUUUAAUAUUGUUAUUUUGUAGAAUUAAGAUUAGUAAAAGUUAAUACUCAAGAUUAGAUAAAUGUGAUGAUGAAGUUGGUCUCUGGUUUGAUUCUCUGUAUUAUAAUAUUGCAUUUUUACGUGUUCUCAACUAGCAGGGUUUUUGUCAGCAGUAUUUUACUACUUAAAUGUUUAAUAUUAACAAACUAGGCUAUUUAUUAUGAGAUUUUUUAAUACCUAUGGUGUUCAAUUAGCUAGUGUUUGGAGUUUAUGCAAUGAAUAAAUGUUUUUUCUUCAACUA